Molecule: messenger RNA, 701 nt
Organism: Harmonia axyridis
Lineage: Eukaryota; Metazoa; Arthropoda; Insecta; Coleoptera; Coccinellidae
Product: guided entry of tail-anchored proteins factor 1-like
Exons: 2
Coding region: 92-571 (159 amino acids)
Biological process (GO): tail-anchored membrane protein insertion into ER membrane
Source: RefSeq, a predicted model, not a curated record
UUUUUUAUAACCUAUUCUUUGGAAUUUGAAAACAAAUGUCAUUAUUAUUUAGAUGAGCUAACAUUUGUUGCUUUAAAUUCACCUAACCAGAAUGCUUCUUCUGAUUCUAUCUACAUUACUGAGUUUUCUUAGUGUUCAUACUAAAUUCAUUACUAAUCCACUAAUGAAAUGGAUGCAGAGUUCAUCUAAAGAGGAAAUAUCCAAGAGGAAUGAAAUUAAAUCACUCCAGUCCGCUCAACAGAAAUUGAGCAUGGUCGAUAAUUUUGUAGAAUAUUCGAAAAUACAAAGAAAAAUCAAUAGGAUAACUGAAAGCUUGAAAGAAAAAGAAUUAGAGAACUCGAAUAGUUUUUAUAUGAAAAUUGGUAUUCCUUAUGGACUUAAAAUGAUAAUUAUCACCCUACUCGUCAUAUUAUGUUUUUACUAUCGAAGUAGUCCAUUAUUCUACUUGGAAAGUUCCAUAAAUUUAUUUCCAUUUCAGUAUUUUAUAUCAUUCGCAAAUGGAAAAAAUAGUGUUUCAUUUCAUUUUUGGGUAAUGUGUUGUACAGCUUUUGCCAGGUCAAUAAAAUUAUAAUAUUUUCCAAUUUUAUUUUCAAUCAAUGAAAGGCUAGUGCUCUUACAACCUGAUUUUGGGAUACUUAACAAUUGUAAUAUUUUUAUUGAAAAUAAUCAAAAUCAAAUAAAAACGAUAUGUCUGACUUUUA